Molecule: messenger RNA, 1602 nt
Organism: Tachyglossus aculeatus (Australian echidna)
Lineage: Eukaryota; Metazoa; Chordata; Mammalia; Monotremata; Tachyglossidae
Product: sentrin-specific protease 7-like
Exons: 6
Coding region: 158-793 (211 amino acids)
Biological process (GO): protein desumoylation
Cellular component (GO): nucleus; cytoplasm
Molecular function (GO): SUMO-specific endopeptidase activity
Source: RefSeq, a predicted model, not a curated record
UUGCCCCUCCCCCUCCUUUAAAGGCAUAGAAAUUCGUUUAGCACAGCGGUGAGACCGUGGUAGUUGGCGGUUUGACUUCCAAAGUGAAGAUUUCACCUGGGCAGUCUUCCAUAAGAUCUGAAAAAGACACAUUUUGGGUAGGACUUCUGCCAAAGUGAUGGAACCACUUCUGGGUAUUGUGUUUUCCUCUGUUUUUAUUGGUAAGAUAAAAGGAACAGCAAGAGAUCGUGUGAAGUUCACUACAAAAAACAUUCAGAUUCCGUUUCAAGUGGCCUCGGGUAAGAAUGUUUCCUUAUCCGUGGAUACCAUGCAUUUAAAGAAAUUUGGAUUGUGGAAAAAUAAGAACCAUCCUCACUGCAAAACUAAUAACACUGUCAUUUUCCUCUGCACAACUUCGGACUAUGUAAAAGAAAUUGAAAUCCAACUUGGCUAUAAUGUUUUAAGUCGGCCAUCCAAAUCCAAUGAAUUCAUUUUCCUUGAGUUACAGAAACCAAUUUCAUGGAGAGAAGAAGUUAAGUUUAAAGAAUUGAUGGCAGAAGUGAAGAAGAAGAACAAAUCAGUAGCUCUCCUUGAGCCAUUAUUUUGGAAUGAGGCUCUCCCUCUUCAGCAUUUCGUAUUAGAAGAAUGUUCCUUUCUGUACUAUCUUUAUUGCUCAUUUCAGCUAGAGCAGCAACAGAAAGCGAACAAGGUCCUGGUGAAGAAUGAACCCCUGCCUCAGGUUACGCUUCCAGGAAGCCAACAGGGCACUCCAGGAAGGAGGGAGGAUGACGUGUCCAAAUCCGGAGGAGGUUAAAAGAAUCCCUCAGACCCCAAGGACACUUCAGGAGAUGCCGAGAGCCACAAGAAAAAAAUAAAUCCACUGACUGUGGAAAAUGAAGUCAUCAUGAACCAUUUGCAUCUGCCAUUGUUCACUGAGCUUGUAGAGAUAGAAAAGCAAUGAGAUUUAGUAAGUCUUAGACUACCUGAAGGGAAAAGGAAAUCUGAAACGAAGAUUGGCAGAGCAAAUUUCUUCCCUUGAAAGGACCAAUAUAGAUGGAGACUAUUUACUUAAUAUAAUUGCUGUUGGAAGUUUUAGUUCUUAAGCCACAUGUUCCUUCUUCUAAGGUACCUCUUACUUAUAGAGAACCCAGGUCCUGAGCUUCCACCGCCAUACAGAAAUGUACAGUCCCAUAUGUUUGUGAGUUCACUGAAGCUGAUGAGCAGCAGCUCAUCACAUGUGAAAAACUAAUUGGAUAGUUGGAGGAAGGGUAUUGUAACCAGCCUGGGGAUUCUUUUCUUUCUUUAGUGACUAUGUUUCCAAGGGAUGCCAGUUUCUUUCAACUGGUCUCUUUGGUUCCUGUCCACUUUGGAUUACUCAAGGGGAAAAUUCUCAAAUUGAUAGUUGGGACCAUGGCAUCUCUCAUGGAAGAGAUUUGGAGAUAGCACCAGGCAGCAACAAACCCUGGGCUCUCUGGAUAGAUUCCUUCCCACAUCUCUGCCUCCAACUGCAAAAAGCGAAAGUACUACCAGGCAGAAAUUGAAGAAUACACAGAGGUUCAUGAAUAUUUGGUUUGAAUUUUAUUCUACAUGUUAACAAAUAGAGUUGGUGCCUUGCAUAAUUAA